Messenger RNA from Loxodonta africana (African savanna elephant), 5547 nucleotides. It is a transcript of the gene SBNO2, whose product is annotated as strawberry notch homolog 2. Gene Ontology annotation, cellular component: nucleus. Bases 576 to 4940 code for a protein of 1454 amino acids. The record is from RefSeq and is a predicted model, not a curated record. Lineage: Eukaryota; Metazoa; Chordata; Mammalia; Proboscidea; Elephantidae. Gene Ontology annotation, biological process: macrophage activation involved in immune response; cellular response to interleukin-6; negative regulation of DNA-templated transcription. The transcript has 33 exons. Gene Ontology annotation, molecular function: histone binding; chromatin DNA binding.
UUUCAGGCAGAGUGGCUCCUAAAGACCACAUGGUUUUCUCAGGGGACCAAGGGCAGGCUACUGAACAGCCCUGUGACUUAGUUUCUCCACCUGUGAGUUCAGGUUACUACCAGUCUUGACCUCCGAGGGCCGUCGUGGGGACAGGGUGGGUACCCAGGGCCGUGUGCUCAGAAGGACCCGUGCUGGGUUUAAUACUUCCCUGUCCUCUUGAAAUUCCUAGGCAUUUUUGAACAAGGGGCCCCCCGUUUUCAUUUCUCAUGGAGUCGCUCAAGUCAACUGGCCUGUCAUGUGUGGGAGGAAAUGAGCAAGCGCAAGUGGACGCCAUCUGUGCCUGACAUGGGCUUAUUCACCCUUCCUAAUCCUCAGUGCCUGUUGCUCAAUUUGACUUCUUUUCAUUAGCUGUGAAAUAUAGUUUCAGAGCCAAAAUCACAACCCGAACUGCCAAGAACUAAGCAUGCCAAAGGGAAGCUGACUCUGGGACAUGAUGCCGCCACCACCACUGCCCAGUGAGGAGCCCAGAUAGAGGCCGCACUGCCCUGGGUGGUGGCACCCGGCCAAGGACGCCCCGCCCGCCCAUGCUCGCUGUGGGCCCUGCCAUGGACGGGGAGUGCCCCCAGCGAGAGCCCCCACCCGUGGGCAGCGUCCUGUGUGGCCGGCAUCCCCUGCAGCCCCCAAUCUAUGGCUCCAGCAUCGAGAAUGCGGUGCUGCACUGCCCCUGGUGGGGCACCUACUUCGCGCCACCGCCACCGCCGCCACUGCCAGCAUACCCAGCCUUCCCCACCGAGAACCACCAGUUUCGGACCUCCACCUCCUACCUGUGCCCGCCCGUGGGUGGCCAGCCCUGCCUGGACACCAGCUACGCCCCCGCGGCCGCCGCCACCCCCAGCUUCCUACCAAAGAGCAACAACUUUCCUCAGGACUCAUUGAAUUUCGACGACAUCUCCAACUUAUCCUCAUCCGUGGACUCCCUGUCGGACAUCGCAGACACGCCCGACUUCCCACCGGCCGACAGCCUCAGCCAGGUGCCCACCAUCUGGGACGUGAGCACCACCUCAUCCACCCAUGACAGCAAGCUCUUCCUGCCCACCAGGCCAUUCCCAGGCCUUGAAGACCCUGUGUCCUCCCUCCCUGCCACCUCACUUCUCAUCAGCUACCAGUCGCAGAGCCAGCCCGAGGAGGAGGACGAGGCUGAGGAGGAGGAGGCCGAGGAGCUGGGCCACACAGAGACCUACGCUGACUAUGUGCCCUCCAAGUCCAAGAUCGGAAAACACCACCCUGACCGCGUGGUGGAGACCAGCACCCUGUCAAGUGUGCCACCUCCCGACGUCACCUACACACUGGCUCUGCCUGCCUCAGCCUCAGACAGUGGGGCACUGUCCGCCCUGCAGCUGGAGGCCAUCACCUACGCCUGCCAGCAACAUGAGGUCCUGCUCCCCAGCGGGCAGCGGGCUGGCUUCCUCAUUGGGGACGGGGCCGGCGUGGGCAAGGGCCGCACAGUGGCCGGCAUCAUCUUGGAGAACUACCUGAGGGGCAGGAAGAAGUCCCUGUGGUUCAGCGUCUCCAACGAUCUCAAGUAUGAUGCGGAGCGUGAUCUGCGGGACAUCGAGGCCCCCGGCAUUGCUGUGCACGCACUGAGCAAGAUCAAGUACGGCGACAACACUACCUCAGAGGGUGUCCUCUUUGCCACCUACUCCGCCCUCAUCGGGGAGAGCCAGGCCGGCGGGCAGCACCGCACCCGCAUCCGCCAGAUCCUUGAGUGGUGCGGGGCCGCCUUCGACGGCGUUAUCGUAUUUGACGAGUGCCACAAAGCCAAGAAUGCCAGCUCCACCAAGAUGGGCAAAGCCGUCCUAGACCUUCAGAACAAGCUGCCUCUGGCCAGGGUUGUCUACGCCAGUGCCACAGGUGCCUCUGAGCCACGGAACAUGAUCUACAUGAGCCGCCUGGGCAUCUGGGGCGAGGGCACGCCCUUCCGCACCUUCGAGGAGUUUCUGCACGCCAUCGAGAAGAGGGGUGUGGGUGCUAUGGAGAUCGUGGCCAUGGACAUGAAGGUCAGUGGCAUGUACAUUGCACGCCAGCUUAGCUUCUCUGGAGUCACCUUCCGCAUCGAGGAGAUCCCACUGGCCCCAGCCUUCGAGCGUGUCUACAACCGCGCGGCCCUCCUGUGGGCCGAGGCCCUGGGCGUGUUCCAGCAGGCGGCCGACUGGAUCGGCCUGGAGUCGCGCAAGUCCCUGUGGGGCCAGUUCUGGUCCGCCCAUCAGCGCUUCUUCAAGUACUUGUGCAUCGCUGCCAAGGUCCACCGCCUGGUGGAGCUGGCUCGCGAGGAGCUGGCCCGCGACAAGUGUGUGGUCAUUGGGCUGCAGUCCACGGGCGAGGCCCGCACCCGUGAGGUGCUGGAUGAGAAGGAUGGGCACCUUGACUGCUUCGUCUCAGCUGCCGAGGCUGGAAUGUCACCAGUGCCCCAUCCCAGGAGCUGGCAUCUUCGGCCACCACCUUGGCCCUGGCAGGCAGGCAGCCUGUGCGGCCAGAGCUGUGUGCAGCAUCCAGCCUCGCUAAGAGGCGUCUUUCUGUCGCUCAUUCAGAAGCACUUUCCUUCAACCAAGAGAAAGCGAGACAGAGCCGCGGGCAGUAAGAGAAAACGGCGGCCCCGUUGCCGGGGGGCCAAGGCUCCCCGGCUGAUGUGUGAGGCGGCGGGUGUAAUCCGCGUCAGCGACGACAGCAGCACCGAGUCGGACGCCGGCCUGGACAGCGAUUUCAACUCCUCCCCCGAGUCCCUGGUGGACGACGACGUGGUCAUCGUGGACGCCAUCGGGCCCCCUCUUGACGACCGAGGUGAGGGCCAGCCCGUCGUCCACUGGCUGCUUCAUCCAGCUCUUCAGCACCCAGCAGUCCCUCUCUGCCCCCCACAGCGGGACCUGCAGGGCCCAGGUGUGCUGGAGCGGGUAGAGCGGCUGAAGCAGGACCUGUUGGCCAAAGUGCGCGACCUGGGUCGGGAGCUGCCCGUCAACACCCUGGAUGAACUAAUUGACCAGCUCGGGGGUCCCGAGUGCGUGGCAGAGAUGACGGGCAGGAAAGGCCGUGUGGUGUCCAGGCCUGACGGGACUGUGGCCUUCGAGUCACGGGCAGAGCAAGGCCUGUCCAUUGACCAUGUGAACCUCAGGGAGAAGGAGCGCUUCAUGAGCGGCGAGAAGCUCGUGGCCAUCAUCUCGGAGGCCUCGAGCUCAGGCGUCUCCCUCCAAGCGGACCGUCGGGUGCAAAACCAGAAGCGGCGGGUCCACAUGACACUUGAGCUGCCCUGGAGCGCUGACCGUGCCAUCCAACAGUUCGGCCGUACUCACCGGUCCAACCAGGUCUCGGCGCCUGAGUACAUCUUUCUCAUCUCGGAGCUGGCCGGGGAGCGGAGGUUUGCCUCCAUUGUGGCCAAGCGCCUGGAGAGCCUGGGGGCUCUGACCCACGGAGACCGCCGAGCCACUGAGUCCCGGGACCUGAGCAAGUACAACUUCGAGAACAAGUAUGGUGCCCGGGCCCUGCACUGCGUCCUCACCACCAUCCUAAGCCAGACAGAGAACAAGGUGCCCCUGCCCCGGGGAUACCCAGGAGGGGACGCGGCCUUUUUCCGGGACAUGAAGCAGGGCCUGCUGUCGGUUGGAAUCAGCGGGCGGGAGUCUAGGUCCGGCUGCCUGGACGUGGAGAAGGACUGCUCCAUCACCAAGUUCUUGAACCGUAUUCUGGGCCUGGAGGUCCACAAGCAGAACGCACUCUUCCAGUACUUCUCGGACACCUUUGACCACCUCCUGGAGGCAGACAAGAAGGAGGGCAAAUACGACAUGGGCAUCCUGGACCUGGCCCCGGGUGUCGACGAAAUCUACGAGGAGAGCCAGCAGGUGUUCCUGACGCCCGGGCACCCCCAGGACGGACAGGUGGUCUUCUACAAGAUCAGUGUGGACCGAGGCCUCCGCUGGGAGGAAGCAUUUGCCAAGUCGUUGGAAAUGACGGGCGCGUAUGACGGCUUCUACCUCUCCUACAAGGUACGUGGCAACAAGCCAAGCUGCCUGCUGGCGGAGCAGAGCCGCGGCAAGCACUUCACUGUGUACAAACCCAACAUCGGCCGGCAGAGCCAGCUGGAGACCCUGGACAGCUUGUGCCGCAAAUUCCACCGGGUCACUGCGGAGGAGGCCCAAGAACACUGGGAGAACAGCUACGGCUUCUCGCUUAAGCACUGCAGCCACAAGGCCUGGAACGGGCACUGCCGACUGGUGCAGGAAGGCAAGGACUGCGUGCAGGGCCUGCGCCUACGGCAUCACUACAUGCUGUGCGGGGCGCUGCUGCGCGUGUGGGGCCGCAUCGCCGCUGUUAUGGCCGAUAUCACCAGCAGCAGCUACCUGCAGAUCGUGCGUCUCAAGACCAAGGACAAGAAAAAGCAAGUUGGCAUCAAGGUCCCCGAGGGCUGCGUGCGCCGCGUGCUGCGGGAGCUGCAGCUGAUGGACGCAGACGUGAAGCGCAAGCGCGCGCGCGGCUUGGGCCUCCCCGCGCCACCGCUGUCCGCCCCUCGUCCGCUCACACUGCCCUGUGGCCCUGGCGAGGUGCUGGACCUGACCUACAGCCCACCGGCCGAGCCUUUCCCCCCGGCCCCGCACUUCACCUUCCCGCCACUGCCCGCCGAGCCUCCCGCACCCGCGGGUCCUGGCCUGCUGCUGGGUGCACCAGAUCCCGCGGCGCACCCUGGGGCGCUCCCCACUGACUCCUGCGAACUGCUACACCUGGGCUGUGACAUCAACUUCAAGGAGGUGCUGGAGGACAUGCUGCGCUCGCUGCGCGCUGUUCCAGCCGCCGAGCCCCCCGGCCCACCGGUACCUGGCGCCGGCGCGGGGGCAGCGGGGGGCAGCGGGGGCCCGGAGCGGCAAAGCGUUAUUCAGUUCGGGCAGCCCUUUCCCAACUCGUAGGCCGAGCACACGCAGCCCCAGCGGCGGGGUGCCUUCGGGACAGAAUCUUAUUUAUGUGCUGGGUGACUCGUGUCUAUCUAAGUGAGCGCGGGUUCUCUCCCACGAAUCGGGCGGUGAGCAGGGCCGAGGUCCCCUGUGACUACUGAGGAGGGGGCGUGGCCCCAUCCAGCCCACUGGGCCUCACUGCAGUGCCUUCCCCCAGCCAACCCUCCAAGGGCUGGCUGGGACAGCCGGUGCCUGGGCAGCACCCCCCCAGAUGGGGGUCAGUUCUGGGGGGGGUCAUCAGGGGCCCCAUGCAGGCCACCCUGCACAGGACUGAGGGUGUCCGGGGCCAGCACAGGACUGGGGGUGUCUGGGGCCAGCACAGGCCUUGGGAGUGGGGUCCCAGGAUCCUCUGCCCUUCUUUCUUGACCCCCCCCCACCAUCACUAUAGGUAGGGGCCCUGGGCCAAGGGCCCCCAGCUCUACCCCACCCACGUUAUAAGGCCCCAUCCUUGGUCAGGUGAACCCCAGAAAUCCGUGAAACUGGGUGGUCCCAAGAGCUGGAGACUCAGGAAACCCCAGGUGCUCAGGGCCCCUGCCAACUGUUGGCUCCAGGGCACGCCCCU